Messenger RNA from Mytilus trossulus (common blue mussel), 1405 nucleotides. RefSeq lists its product as uncharacterized. The record is from RefSeq and is a predicted model, not a curated record. Gene Ontology annotation, molecular function: carbohydrate binding. NCBI's taxonomy places the organism in Eukaryota, Metazoa, Mollusca, Bivalvia, Mytilida, Mytilidae. The coding region runs from base 90 to 1214 and encodes 374 amino acids. The transcript has 6 exons.
UUCUUAAGGAUAUAUAUUUAUAUUGAAUAAAUAUCUCAAAGUUAUUGAAGCUUUUCUCUCUCGCAGACCGGCCAAAAUAAGAUAAAGAAAUGUUGACGAAGAUUUUAUUCGUAGUUUCGAUUUUCGUAGCAGCAGUUUAUGGUGCAACGAAAAUUGACGGAGUUGAAGGUGAUGUGCUUACUCUUGAAUGUAGUUCGGGUACUUCAAUCGAUGUCAAAUCUGCGUUUUAUGGAAAUAACGUUGAUCCGGCAUGCGGCGACGCAAGCGCAUUGACUACUUUACAGACUUUAACAAAUGGCAAACAAACUUACGUUGUUACGUUAAAUAGCGACACGUUUAGUUCAGAUUGUACCGUAGAUAGAGAACAAGAUUUUACUGUAAAAUACAACUGUAUAAGCAAUCUAUUGACACAAACUACAAGCCAAGGAGAUACUGCAACUUUAUCUUGCUCGAAUGGGGAUAAAAUCAAAAUAAUAAAUGCGGAAUACAAAUCUGGAAGUUCAUGCCUUGACCUUAAUGCACUGUCGAUAGUACAAGGAUUGUGCGAUGACGAAAGCAGCUGUUCGGUUGCAGCUACUGAUACAGUGUUUCCUAAUAGUGACUGUGCAGCUAACAAAGAAGAAACAUUGACUAUUGCAUAUAAAUGCACUUCUGCAACCGGACCAGUCUACACACGUUAUGGAGCCAGUGGUUGUUCGGUCACAGCAGCAGUUGUUUACAAAGGCAUCAUGGCUGGGGCUAAACAUGAUGGCAGCGGAUCAGGUAGUAACUAUCAAUGCUUGACGUCGAGUCCAACGUAUGACGCUAAAAAUGCUGCUGAAAACUCAGAACGAGGCUAUAUAUACGGCAUGGAGCUCAAAUUAGACGCCACAGACUCUACCUCAAUUAUUGAUCUUAGCAAUGACGCGAGCACAAUACCUUGCACAGUUUGUCAAGUUAUCUCGAGUAAAUCUAUAUUUAUGGUAGCCGGAUUACUCACGUGUCCGUCAGGUUAUGCUGCCGAGUACACUGGUUAUUUAGCUUCCGACUCAACUGACGGUACUACAUCCAAAUCUUACAUUUGUCUAGACAAAGAUGCCAGUUAUGCAGGGGCAACCUCGAACAACCAAGGGCUGCUUUAUUUAACUGAAAUUAGAUGUGGUUCAUUAUCAUGUUCUACGUUCACAGACAAUGCCGAAAUUCCAUGUGCAGUAUGUUCGAGAUCUGUCGAGUAGUUAUACCAUACGUCCAUGUUUAGUGUGUUUGAUAGAAGUACAAUGAACUUUUAAUGACGAUAGCGCCUUUAACAUGAAAGGCUUUAAUUACUAACCUUAAAACAUUUUAUUAUUUGUUCAGCAUUAGAAAAAUACCCUACCUUUUUAUUUGACACAAGUUGGAAUAACUUAUUAAAAGAUGAGUAACAAUA